Molecule: messenger RNA, 2353 nt
Organism: Colossoma macropomum (tambaqui)
Lineage: Eukaryota; Metazoa; Chordata; Actinopteri; Characiformes; Serrasalmidae
Gene: asic4a
Product: acid-sensing (proton-gated) ion channel family member 4a
Exons: 10
Coding region: 25-1659 (544 amino acids)
Biological process (GO): sodium ion transmembrane transport
Cellular component (GO): membrane
Molecular function (GO): ligand-gated sodium channel activity
Source: RefSeq, a predicted model, not a curated record
UCCAAAGCAGACCUGGCUGCCCACAUGCCGAUCGAAUUCGUGUGCAAGAUCAAGUUUGCCGAGGAGGACGAGAAGCAGAAGAAGGGCAAAAAGCAGCAGGAUGGGGACAGGGAGAGCCUGAUCGAGGAAAGCUGCAGCCCUCCAGCCAAAGACCUGGCUGGGUUCGCCAACUCCUGCUCCCUCCACGGGAUUAACCACAUUUUUGUUUCUGGACGGCUGGGGGUCCGGCAGACCCUCUGGGCUUUGGCCUUUCUGGCAUCCCUGGCGCUGUUCCUCUACCAGGCGGCCAAGUGCGCCAUCUCUUACCUGGAGCAUCCCCACGUCACGGCACUGAAUGAGGAAGCCAGCCCGGAGAUGGUCUUCCCGGCCGUCACCAUCUGCAACAUCAACCGCUUCCGCUUCUCCGCCCUCACGGACGCCGACAUCUACCACCUGGCCAACCUGACGGGCCUGCCGCCCAAAAACAAAGACGGACACAAGCCAACGGACCUGGAGUACCCAGCGCCGGACAUGCAGGACAUUUUCAACCGCACCGGCCACCAGCUGGAGGAGAUGCUCAAGAGCUGCAACUUCAGCGGACAGAACUGCUCGGCCGAGGACUUCACUGUGGUUUAUACGAGAUAUGGGAAAUGCUACACAUUCAAUGGGAACAAGACGACGUCCAGGAAGACGAAGCAGGGAGGCAUGGGGAACGGCCUGGAGAUCAUGCUGGACAUCCAACAGGACGAGUACCUGCCCAUCUGGAGAGAGACAAAUGAGACGUCUCUGGAGGCUGGUAUUCGUGUUCAGAUCCACAGUCAGGACGAGCCCCCCUACAUCCACCAGCUCGGCUUCGGGGUUUCGCCUGGAUUUCAGACGUUUGUGUCAUGUCAGGAGCAGAGGCUGACCUACCUGCCCCAGCCAUGGGGAAACUGUCGCUCCUCCACUGAGCAGAUAAUUCCGGGUUACGACACCUACAGCAUCAGCGCCUGCCGUCUGCACUGCGAGACGCGAGUGGUUCUGCAGGAGUGUCACUGCAGGAUGGUCCACAUGCCAGGAAAUGCUGAUAUCUGCACCCCCAACAAAAUCAAGUGUGUGGACAGAGCGCUGGCUCUGUUACAGAAGAGUUCGGGGGACUCGUGUCCGUGUGAAACUCCCUGUAAUCUGACCCGCUACGGUAAAGAACUGUCCAUGGUGAAGAUUCCCAGUAAAGGAUCGGCUCGUUACCUGAGCAGGAAAUACCACAAAUCAGAGGAUUACAUCAGAGAUAAUUUCCUCGUCCUGGAUAUUUUCUUCGAAGCUCUAAACUAUGAAACGAUAGAGCAGAAGAAAGCUUAUGAUGUCGCAGGAUUGUUAGGUGACAUUGGUGGGCAGAUGGGGCUGUUUAUAGGAGCCAGUAUUCUCACGGUGCUGGAGAUCCUCGACUAUAUUUAUGAGGUAAUUAAGCACAGGUUGCAGCGUUUGUUGAAACCUCAGAAGGAGCAGAAGCCAGAGCCUCAGCAGAAACAGCCCCCAGCCAGCACUGUAGCUACGGUCAACCUGGAGGACAUGAAGGCUAAGGAUGGCAGUGAACGGGGACACAGCGAGGGAGCCUACGCUAACACCAUCCUACCAAACCAUCACCACCAUCUCCAUCUGCACCACAGCCGCCACACGCCCUUCGAGGACUUCGCCUGCUAGGGUUCCGCCAAUGGCCACAUCUGGACCAGAGUGGACCCUGUUUCCUCUCUCUCUCUUUCUCUCUCUCAGCAGAAACUCAGAUCUCAGUGCUAUCUCCCCUCUCGCUGCCACCAGUGAAAGCUACAGCCAAAGAACUCCUAAAUCUGUGCUUGAGACAGACUGUUUAUGUGCGCGUGUGUUCAGGCAUGGGCUGGACGCCGCGUUCCCUGUCCAGAAGGAGCCUCUUGACCUCCUCAUUCUCCUCUUACUCCUCCUGCUCCACUUCUCCCUGGUCACUCCACCGUUUCUACACUGACUGUUUUAUUGGGGCCUCUAUAUGAAACGAAUGCAGUGGACUUCAGCAGGCCCAGUCUGUGCUCCUGAUCAGGUUUAAGCACCAAGUCUUUCGCUCUGGACCUCAGUCUGCGGAAAGUUUUACUCGUUUGAGUACGAAUCAUCUGUAAAAUAACGUCACUGAGAUACACAUACAACUGUAAAUGAUGUAUUUGAGUAAUUUAUUAUCGACCCUUAGACUCCAGAGACUAAAAGUGCUGAGCGUAAUCUCGAUGGAGGCUGUAGAAUCGUGUGUGCGUGUAUCGGACAAAGUAGAACGUAUCCACCUCUAUAGGAUACAUAUGAUAAAUGUUUUCUUUAUAUUAAAUGGUUUAUGAUUAAUUGCUUAAAGUAUAUAUUAAAAAUCCCACUAAUUUUGUAA